AUGAGGAGAGAUGAGGCGCGGGCACACUCUCCAGGCCCGGCACCCGCGGGAACGGGGGACACGCGGGACUUCGGCAGUCCCAGUAACUUGCUUUGCUGUUCUGAGACCUCAGCGGGGCGGUCAGACCUCUGCUGUCUCCGCAGCGAGUUGCAGUACUUGGCGCGGGGAGAGGAACUCGAGAGGAAGCUCACUGCGCCUCGCCCCUGGCGUCGGCAGCGGCUGUCUGGGACCCUGUGGUCCGGAUUCACCAAGUGGCGCAGAGCUGGAAUCGAGUGGGUGCACAGUUUCCAGGCUCCGACUAUUACUGGCCUCGAAGAUCGUGACGCCGCCAGUAGGUGUCAGUCAUUUGCCGCACAGCCACCUUUGAGAUCCACCUGUGUCUCCCAGCGGCCGAAUCCAGGUUUCCUUCCUAUUCGCACUUGGAGAACUCAUGCAGAUUGCCGUCAGGAGUGGCCUCAGAGAUCCGGAGUGGGCGAAUGGGAAAUCGCAUCUUACGGCCCAGAACCUGAGCCCUCCACAAGCACUUGGCUCAGUCCCUUGCUCAGGCCACCUCCUGUUCUCUUCUGCUCUGUGAAAGACACUGUUAAGAGAAUGAAAAGACACGCCACAGACUGGAGAAAAUAUUUGCAUAAUACGUAUGUAUCUGCUGAAGCACUGGUAUACAAAAUAUACAUAGAAUGUUAAAACUCAUAAUAAGGUAAAAAAUUAAUGGGCAAAAUAUUUAAACAGAAACCCCGCCAAAGAAGAUAUGCAGAUGGUAAACAGUAUAAAAAGAUGCCAAACAUCAUUGACAUAUGCUAUAUGUCAAUAUUUAGCUAUAUAUAACUAAACAUCAGUAAAUACUUCUGAUUGCAAUUUAAACAUCAGUAAGAUACCAUAAUUGCAAAUUAAACAUCAGUAAGAUAUUACUACACACCAUUCAAUUGGCUAAAAUUCAAAACACCACAUGCUAAGGAGGAGGUGGAGUAACAGGUACUCUCAUUCAUUACUGAUGAGAAUGCAAAAUGGUACAGCCACUUUGGAGGACAGUAUGGCAAUUUCUUACAAAGCUAAAACACAGUCCUACAAUACAAUUCAACCACCACAAUCCACGUGUUUAUCCAAAUGAGCUUAAAGUGAAUGUCCACAUAAGGACCUGCAUGUGAAUGUUUAUAGAAGUUUUAUUCAUAGUUGCCAAAAAUUGGAAGCAACCAAGAAGUCCUUCAACA
Homo sapiens (human) is the source of this 1208-nucleotide messenger RNA. RefSeq lists its product as uncharacterized. NCBI's taxonomy places the organism in Eukaryota, Metazoa, Chordata, Mammalia, Primates, Hominidae. The record is from RefSeq and is a predicted model, not a curated record. The coding region runs from base 1 to 684 and encodes 227 amino acids. The transcript has 3 exons.